AUGGCACAAGAGAACCAGCAUGCUGCAGGUGCGAUUGUCCGGGAAAUUGAGCAGCAGAUUAGACACAACGCGCCCGGCCAGAAGCUUCCCAUUCUAUAUUUAAUUGAUUCGAUUUGUAAGAAUGUAGGAGGUGUAUACAUAGACCAUUUCGCAAGAAAUAUUGUAUCGACCUUCAUGGAUGCUUAUACACUCACUGAUCCACAAACACGAAGAAGCUUUGAACGACUGUUACAGACAUGGAAGAAUGGUUUGCCUAAUGGUCAUCCUGUAUUUUCACGACAUGUGAUCGAAUCCAUUGAACGUCCUGUCAAUUUUAUGCGAGAACGUCAAGGUGCUCAACCUAUGCAUCAAUCACCACGUCCCAAACACCCUCUUCCUCAACAACAACAGCAACAACAGCAACAACGGAAUCAACAUAUCCACGUUAAUCCCAACUUUGUACCUGCGCCUGGUUCACGUGAUCCACGCACACGAUCUGAUUAUCCUGAUCGACAACGACAACAGCCUUCUUUUAAUAUGGCGUCUCCAGCAAAGCAGGAUUCACCAACGGCAAAACCCAAUGGACCCAAAGAAGGACCUCAACAAUUAUCACAAUUGUUUUCUCAGAUCCAGGCUAUUCUCCCUGGAUUGCCUGCCACACAAGCUGCGUCAUUUCAACAUCAAAUUGAUCAAAUCAUGAGUGCACCUCCUGCUCAAACUGGAAGACUUGCUUAUGCACCUACUUCAGCUGCUGCUACUCCACCACCACCUACAUCAAUACCACCACAGCAACAACAGGCACCAUCAACAGCAUCUCAUAUGGCUGAAGCUAAAGGCACACCACCUAUGGGAGGACCUUUUCCACCAACAACAACAGCCACUUCAGAACCAAAAGCACCUGCUAUCAACACAACUGAACUUUUGCAAGGUUUGACUUCCCUUGGUAUUCUUCAAGGAGGUACACCAAGUAAUGUUGUCAGCACCCCUACGCCGCCUCCUAUGAUUCAAGAACAGCAACAACAUGCAUCUAUUUCAACACCACCACAACAUUCAGCGACGGCGGGCAUACGAUUGGAGAGUAAAGACUUGCAAAUAGCUCGACCAGGCGCAGUGGAAGUGCUGUAUUCGGGGCUACCACUUCAAUGCAAACAAUGUGGCUUCCGAUAUCCAAAAACAGAGCAAGGCCAAUCCAAGAUGGAUGCACAUUUGGAUUCUCAUUUCCGGCAAAAUCGACGUAUGAAGGAACGUGUCAAGCGUGGUUUAUCUCGAUCCUGGUUUGUAACAGAAGAUGAAUGGAUCAGUGGUGCUGGUGGUGAAUUGGCUAGUCAUCAAGCACCGACUUUUCUCACUGAUAGCACCAGCGGCAGUGGCAGCGCACAUCAGCAUGGAAACGUGGGAGGAUCGCCUUCAGCACAAGCUGGAUCCGAAACGAUAGGUCCAGAUAGCCAAAUGGUUGUUAUGCCUGAUGAGAAUAAUCGAAAGCCAUGUCCUAUUUGUGGCGAGAGAUUCGUGGAUUUCUGGAAUGACGAUGAGGAAGAGUGGAUGUACAAGAAUGCUGUACUUGUGGAUAACACGAUAUAUCAUGCUACAUGUCAUGCCGAUGCUGUCAAGAGUGGUACGCUCAUGUCCGAUCAUGGUGAUGAUGAUGGUGCAGUAUCGGAUGCUUUGACGACGAUGCUGAGUGAUCAAGGUGUAAAACGUAAACACGAAUCGUAUGCAGAUCAGGAUGAAGGAGCUGUGAAAAUACCUCGAACUGAUUUAGCUUAUGAUGUCAAAUAA
Molecule: messenger RNA, 1758 nt
Organism: Lichtheimia ornata
Lineage: Eukaryota; Fungi; Mucoromycota; Mucoromycetes; Mucorales; Lichtheimiaceae
Exons: 8
Coding region: 1-1758 (585 amino acids)
Biological process (GO): termination of RNA polymerase II transcription
Cellular component (GO): cytoplasm; mRNA cleavage factor complex
Molecular function (GO): mRNA binding; RNA polymerase II complex binding
Source: RefSeq, a predicted model, not a curated record